AUACAAUAAUUAAUUAUUAAGUUUAUUCGUAUAUUAUAUUUGGAGACUAAUGUAGGUCAACUUAUAAAGUUCAUAGAAUCUUUGUCAUUAGAAUAGGUACUUAAUUUGUUAGCAUCGAUGUAUUUGCUGAAUUGGUUCAAAUUCACUUUGUUUCACGAACAAAACCAAUAUAAACAUGCACGCCUGUACCAUUUGUAAAAGUUAUCCAUCGUCCACCGUCCAUCGGUGAAUAUAUCCCAGCCUGCUAAUCGCGGUCAUUCCGCAUUCACUCGCUAGCAUCGCAUCGCUGUUCGCAGUUCGCACGCUCAGUUCGAAUUUGGCGCGCAACCGGUACCGGUCAGGCAGCCAGCGACGUGCGCGCCUUUGCCAUAAGAAGUUGUGUCGAAAAACGAAACGAAGCAAAGGAAGGAGCGAAAAGUUUUAUUUGUUGUGUUUUGUGUUUACUUUUUGUUUUUUGUAUGGAAGUCAAAGAACUGGUUUUAUUUUAUAAUGAAAGAUUUUAGUGCAAGUGUAUUUCUCUAGUAAGGAAUUAUAAUAAUAAAAUAAGCAACAAAUACAGUGCCAACGGAUACAUACAUGGUAUCUCCGACGACGCGUACGCUUACGCCCGAAUAGUAGUACUACCUCGUACUAUAAACAAGUAAUCGUAGUAUUCAUAAUGGAUGGCGAAAGGAAAAUUCAUAUGAGCGAAGGUGUCCCCUUGAACUCACCAGGUGCGGCUAACAUUUUUCUGAAUACUGGCAAAAAUACAAAAGUAAAUUCACCCGAAGGGACAGUCAUACAUCUCAACACAGAGAAACCGUCAGACCUCGGCGUGCAUAUAAAUACGACGUUCUCAAUAGCGUCUUCCAAGAAAAUAAAGCUUUUGUUCGUGUUGAAUUUUUUGUUAAGCGUUAUUUGCAUGGUAUUAAGUUGUUCGAUAGCGUUCUACUACUGGAACGAAAUGAUAUCGAUGAGGAGACAGCUGGACAUGAUAAACGACCACUUUAUCUUACACAACUUGAACCAGGACAGAGGGGUACAGAGUGCACUGGUGGCCCGCCCAAGGCCGCCGGCUGAGGGCGACGCGCGGGAGCCGAGAGCAAGGCCCUUUGAUGACGAUGACACUCCACAGAGUGCUAAAAAGUACUAUGUCGAAGAUCUGGGGGAAGAUAUGUUAUUGGUAGACUCCAAGAAAAAAAAUUCAAGCAAAGGCAAUGUUCCAGUUUAUGACCUGACCAUCCUACAAAAAGAGUUGGUUGUGGUUCAAUAUAACGGUGGCCAGAAAGAAGUUAAUUUGGGAACCCAAUCAAUCAUAGGUCCCUGGAUUCGAGAUGAGGAGGUGUCUUCGAAGAAUAGCGCAGACAAGUUCGAGCUGACGAACAAUUUCGUCGUCAUCAAAGAAGGCGGCCUGUAUUUAAUUUAUGCUCAGGUGGUGUACCUAACACAAUCACCGAACUGCUACUACAUAUGGGCGCGUCAAACGGGGAAGGAUCCCCGUCUCCUCUCAACUUGUGCAACAGGAGACGACUCGAGCAACCGCCCGCUCAGCAAAUCUCAAAUGUCUUGUUCCGUGCAAACAGUCGCAAGGCUUUACAAAGGAGACACUGUGAACAUUGCUCAAAGAGAACCGAACAGAACUGUAUGGCUCCGACCAGGGUACAGCUACUUCGGGUUCGUAAAACUUAGUUCCUAAUAGGCUGUGAAUUAGUAAGGUAAAGAAUAAGAAUGUAUGUCGAAUGAAGCCCCCAACUCUAUGAGUCAAGUGACAUUACGCAAACAGAAAAAACUGUGGUAACGGUGAGUGUAUUAAGGUCAGUAUUCUAACAGUCAUAUUAUGUACGGGAAUUAACAUGUAUAUAGAAGAAAAUCCCCGAAUCUAGUUCAGUGGUUCAUGAUGUAAUAUUAUGUAUAAUGUUUAGAUGAAAGAAAGGGGUUUUUGGGCCUGAUUUACCAGUUAAACGCCGCCUUUAUAGUCAUAAAAGUGAUUGGCGAACCUCAGCUCAGUCUAAUUACCAACUAUGUAUGAAAUUCUUAAUAGCAACACGGAAUCUAGAAUUAUAACCACGUGUCUAGCAACAGGCGCACUCCAGACUCAUCAUAAAUCUUGUAUGUAUUUACAUAAAUUAGUACUAAUAACAAGUUGAUUUGCAUCUUGAUCAAAGACUGCCUCGUUGGCCGAGUGGUCGCAAGUGCCGGGCAAGGGGUCUCGGGUUCUAUUCCCGGGUCCCGGUAU
Spodoptera litura is the source of this 2215-nucleotide messenger RNA. RefSeq lists its product as uncharacterized. Lineage: Eukaryota; Metazoa; Arthropoda; Insecta; Lepidoptera; Noctuidae. Gene Ontology annotation, biological process: immune response. Gene Ontology annotation, cellular component: membrane. The record is from RefSeq and is a predicted model, not a curated record. Gene Ontology annotation, molecular function: tumor necrosis factor receptor binding; receptor ligand activity.